GCCAAGUAAUUUUGUGUAUUUCAGAAUUCUAGAUAAAAUGAAGUACAUGAGUUCUAGAGGAGCAGAGAAAGGUUUAUCCUUUCAAAAAGUUCUCUUCUCAGGCUAUGCAAAGGAUGGAGGUUUGUAUUUCCCUGAGAGUGUCCCUGCUCUACCCCCAGGACUGAUCAGCUCCUGGUCUACUCUAUCCUACCCUGAUCUAGUUAAACAAAUUAUGAAACUAUUCAUCCAUCAAGACGAGAUUCCGUCGCUGGAGUUAGAUAAGCUGAUUGAGAAUGCCUUCAUUAGUUUCCGGGAUCCCACAACUCCAAUACAGAUUGCUAGAUUGAAAAAUAAUAUUGCUGUCGCAGAACUCUUUCAUGGACCAACUCUAGCCUUUAAGGACCUUGCCUUAUGUGUGGUUGGUCAGCUUUAUGAAUAUUUCCUAGCUAGAGCGCAGAAGCAUAUGACUGUUCUGAUUGGAACAUCUGGCGAUACAGGUAGUGCAGCUAUCAGUGCAGUACGAGGCCUGGAGUGGGUCGAUGUUGUUGUUCUUCUACCCAAGGGUCGAUGUACCAUGAUCCAGGAACUACAAAUGACCACAGUUCUUGAGGAUAAUGUUCACAACUUUUGUGUAGACGGAACCUCUGAUGAUCUUGAUGUUCCAAUCAAAGCUGUGUUUGCUGAUGCUGAUUAUGUGGAGAAACAUAAUCUUUGUUCUAUCAAUAGUAUAAACUGGGCACGGAUCUUGGUUCAGAUCAGUCACUACUUCUACUGUUACUACCAGAUGGUUGAGAAACCAGGAGAUAGGGUGGAGAUCAUUAUUCCAACUGGAGCUUGUGGAAAUAUUGCAGCUGGAUAUGUUGCUCGGGAGAUGGGGUUGCCAGUAGAUCUGGUUGCCGCAGUUACUCCUAAUGAUAUAGUUCACAGAACUCUACAGACUGGAGAUUUUUCACUCAGUGAGGAGGUCCUGCAGUCCUGGGCAACAGCUAUGGAUAUUCAGGUUCCAUAUAAUGUGGAGAGAAUGAUACUAAUGGCUUCUGGGCUUGACACCUCUAGAGUUUGUGAACUGAUGAAAAUAUUCGAAGAAUCCCAUCAGGGGUGUCAAAUACCAGAGGAUCUCCUGAACAAAAUCAGGGAUGUAGUUGUAGAUAGUAUGAUGGUUGAUAAUGAUGUUAUGAUAGAUGUUCUUGGGAGAUGUUUUACAGAAAAUGAUUAUAUCAUUUGUCCUCAUACAUCAGUUGGUGUAGCUUACGCAUACGCAAACCCUAAACCUAUUCCUCAGGUACGCAAACCCUAAACCUAUUCCUCAGGU
Eurytemora carolleeae is the source of this 1291-nucleotide messenger RNA. Its product is annotated as threonine synthase-like 2. Gene Ontology annotation, molecular function: pyridoxal phosphate binding. Gene Ontology annotation, biological process: dephosphorylation; 2-oxobutyrate biosynthetic process. Bases 38 to 1276 code for a protein of 412 amino acids. The record is from RefSeq and is a predicted model, not a curated record. NCBI's taxonomy places the organism in Eukaryota, Metazoa, Arthropoda, Copepoda, Calanoida, Temoridae. The transcript has 15 exons.